Ambispora leptoticha is the source of this 1020-nucleotide messenger RNA. Lineage: Eukaryota; Fungi; Glomeromycota; Glomeromycetes; Archaeosporales; Ambisporaceae. The record is from the annotation of a GenBank genome assembly.
AUGUCAAAAGAAAAAAACAACGAAAAGCUUACCUUGAUUGAAGAGACUUCCAAUGUUCCGUUCUUUAAAAAGAAGAACAAAAUUAACAAGAAUAUACGCAAACGUCAAAGAGAUAAAUCUGAUGAUGGGUCAGAUAAUGAAGAAACAAACUCUACAGUAGUUAGAAAAGAACGUAAAUUGGAAGCUUCCCCUUUUAUACAAGAGACUAAACGGGAAAAAAGAGUAACAACUGAAGAUAUAAGCGUUACUUAUGCCUCAAAUAAAUCUGCGGCCUCUUCAAUGCCUCAUGAUGUCGCAACAAGAACAGCAGAAUGGGAUACAGCGGCUGAUAAAGAUGCACAAGCUUUGCUAGAAAAAAAGCUGGCUGCUGAAGAGGCAGAAGAUGAUAAUUUAUAUAAAGGCCAACACGCUUAUAAAUCAUAUAUAAAAAAACGUGAUACCGCAGCUGGAAGUGCUGCCAGCUCCAAAAUAAAAGCAGGACCUAUUCGAGCGCCAGCAAAUAUUCGGGUAACAUCACGGUUUGACUAUCAACCCGACAUAUGUAAAGAUUACAAGGAGACUGGGUUUUGUGGAUAUGGAGAUUCUUGUAAAUUCCUGCAUGAUCGUGGGGACUAUAAAACUGGAUGGCAACUAGAACGCGAAUGGGAAGAAAAGCAAGGAAAAUUAGGACGUGACCCCAACACGUAUAUAGUGGAAAGUAGCGAUGAAGAUAGCGAUAAUGAAUUGCCAUUUGCUUGUCUUAUUUGUCGUCAAGAAUACUCAAGUCCAAUAGUCACCAGAUGCGGUCAUUAUUUCUGUGAGAAAUGUGCAAUAAAAAAUUUCGCAAAAGAUCCAAAAUGCUUUGCAUGUGGUGCACCAACUAAUGGGAUAUUUAAUGCAGCGAAAAAUCUUUUACAAAAGUUAAAAGAAAAGAAAAAAAGGUAUGAAGAAAAAGAACAAGAAAAACAGCAACCGCCAUCCAGGGAGGUCAACUCUGAUAGCAAAGAUAAUAGUGAUGAGGAUGACGACGAAAGUGAUUGA